AUGACGCCAACACAGUUCGACAUCUUUGUCAAGCGGCUCAUUGCGCUGAAGACCCCGAAGGUCGUGGUUCUACUGGUGCUCCUGACUUGGUGGCUAGAUCUACCCGGAAGAGAUGGUCCACCGUAUCAAGUGUUGGAAUACUUUGCCGGUGUGGGCCGCGUUGCUGCCAUGGCCAAAUUUGCUGGGUUUAAAGCUGCGGCCAUUGACAUUGAGUAUGGGAAGUCUUUGGGGAAAGAACGGGGAUCCAGGUGCCACAGGGAUCUAUUUGUGACCUUUUUGGUGCUAUGGAAUGGUGCGCUGAAUCAACUCUCUGGGAUGAAGAGGAAACGCUAUUUUGUUUCCGUGGGCGGUGUCAUAGAGCGCAUGGAUCUUCCCUCCCGUGUGUUCUCAACAGGGACUUUGAUGGCGGGAGUUGACUUGGUCAAUGAGGAAACAGGUAUGGAUACCUUAAACGACAAGAGCGAUGAAGACUUGCAGAGGGAACUGGCCGAGUUGGAGACAUUGUUGCAGGACAAGCCACGCAACGCAGCUAUGGCUGUGCCUGUGGCACCUAUCCCUACACCAGUCCGCGCACUGGUAAAUUCAGGUGAUGCUGGACCAGAAGAGGAAACCGCAAUGGAGCUCACUUCGGUCUCGAGCCCCUUCCAAGACAUUGAGGCCAUGGAGCAGGCUGCAAGUGGGGAAGCUCCGGUCACUCCAAACGAGAUGAAGAAGUUGCGGCGUAUGAUGACACCGCGUGCUGAUGGUAGCCUUCUAGACACGUUCAUGAAGAAGUGCAAGAAGAAGGUGCAAUUCAUUGAGGAGCAAGAUCUAUGGGUGAAUGACCCUACGAUUCUAAUUGAAGCUGAUGGAACUGACAACCAGCACAAGACCUUGAAGCUCUUGAACUUUCCGGUCAUGGACGACGCUGAUGCUUUGGCAAGCUCUUACAUCCCCCGCGUGUUGACGUGUCUUUCCAAGUGGGGCGUCAAGAUCCAAUCCAUGAUGGAGGUGUUGGAGUCCGUUGAGGAUCUAUCUGAUAACCUGAGGCAGUUGCUUGAUCGGGCCCGGGAGAUUGAGAAGAACUUGCAGGCAGUGACGGAAAGGGUCACUACUACCAGCACCGAGGGUAUUUUGGCGGGCUACAAGAAAGACAAAAAGUACCAAAGCACUCCAGGUUUGCUUCUGUCGAUCUUGCAUUGUAUUUCGGAAGACCUGAGACAGUUGUGCACCGAUGGUGUGAAACGACCUGAAGGCACAUACAAAUUUGCAUUGCUCGGGUUCAAAGGCGAUUUGGAGUACGUUGCCAAGUGUGGCAUGUUGAGCAGAAGCUAUCAGAAUGUUGGCCACGUGAAUCAGAUAGCUUGCUGUUCAGAUUGCAAGGCAGGGCUGCCCCAGUACCCGUUUGAAGACUUCACAGCAAGGGCACAAUGGAAAAGAACAGUGCACAUCGAGGUACCAUGGACAGCAAUACCUCCAUUUGCACCAAUAGCUUUCGAGCCCUGGAAUUCUGGCAAAGCGAGCAUGUGGUUCCGGGGGGACCCAUUUCAUAUCUUCAGGUUGGGCAUUGCGAGGAAUUUCAUCGGAUCAACGAUUGUCAUGCUUGCCCAUGAAGGACACUUCGACGAUACAACUGACGCAAGCGAGAGUCGGGCAUUGAAGGCGCGAUUGGAGAGAGGAUGGGCAAGCUUUGCCCUUUGGUGCCACACCCACCGGGAGACACCAGCUGGCCUCAGGUCUUUCUCCAUCCAAAAGCUUCACAUGCCUACUCAGGGAUCUUUUCCGUACAUUGGCUGCAAGGGGAGUGACACGAUCUUGCUACUUCGAUGGCUGCAAUGGUUUACAGGGCUGGCCCUGAUCAGCCAUCCGGCAGACAACACUCUGACUCUGAUGCUGCGUGGGUGUCAAGGGGGCCUCAGCUUUCAAAAGAUACACAACCAUGGCCUGUGGCUCAGGAGGCAGUGUCGCUUCAACAUUCACCGAAGCAUCAAAACCUUUCUCUCCGCAUAUGGUCACCUUGCACGGAUUGCUCAAAACAAGCGCUACACAUUGUACAGCAUGGUGCCAAAAGCGCAUGCUCUGGAUCACAUUGCUGAUUUCAUACAAAGGUCAAAUGGGAAUGAGUAUGUGUUGAACCCAUGCACUUUCGAUUGUUCCAUGGCAGAAGAUUACAUUGGACGCCUGGCGCGUCAAUCGCGCAGGGUCAGCGCCAAGAAUUGUGUGUCCAACACCCUGUUGGCAUACAAGGUGAAGGCACGCAUGCAGAUCUUGCGCCAUAAAAGGGCUCGAAAUCUGUGA
Molecule: messenger RNA, 2277 nt
Organism: Durusdinium trenchii
Lineage: Eukaryota; Dinophyceae; Suessiales; Symbiodiniaceae
Source: the annotation of a GenBank genome assembly